AUGACGAGCUGGGCCAACUCCGCCGCAAAGUCGGUCAGUUGGUCCCUAAACUUGAUGUACUCGUCCGGCGUCGCCUUUUCCGAGAUUUCGACCGAUCCACUGGCUCCGCUGGCCAGUACAACGAUCGUGUCGUUGGUCGACAUGUCGCCAUCGACCGAGAUGGAGUUGAAGGAGCGAUCGACGGCGUACGUGAGCGCGUCCUGCAGAGAGGCGGGGGUGACGGCAGCGUCGGUGGCGAUCAUGCCGAGCAGUGUCGCAUGCGGUGGGCCCAUGUUGGGGUGGAUCAUCCCUGCUCCCUUGUCGAUGCCGACCAUCCUGACUUCCUUGCCGCCGAGUUCAAAGGACCGGGUGGGGGAACGUAUCGGUCGUCAUGAAAGCCUUUGCGGCAUCGUCAGGGUUCCCCAUUAG
Molecule: messenger RNA, 408 nt
Organism: Microbotryum saponariae
Lineage: Eukaryota; Fungi; Basidiomycota; Microbotryomycetes; Microbotryales; Microbotryaceae
Source: the annotation of a GenBank genome assembly